AUGGCGCGCACCCUCUUCUGCCUGCUGAAUAUCGUUGCCAAGUUAUGCUUCUUCAUCCAUCAUGCAAUUGCAAGGAAUACGGGAUUCACCAUUGAUCUAAUCCGCCGAGACUCCCCUAAUUCUCCGUUCUAUGACCCGAAGAAUACUCUGAUUCCUGAGCGCUCAAGGCGGCACCCUCACCUAGGACCGAAUGGAGAUCACUUCAUCAUCAAGGCCCCGUCAUUGAACGUAAAGAUUCCUCAGUCUCAUAUAUUUCCUAACAAUGGACAGUACGUGAUGAAGCUUGGCCUAGGUUCCCCUCCAGUCGAUAUAUAUGCCCUAGCGGACACGGGGAGUGACCUGUUCUGGACACAGUGCCUUCCCUGCGACAGUUGUUACCAGCAGAAGAAUCCCAAAUAUGACCCUAGAGCAUCCGCGACGUACAAAGACAUCCAAUGCCAGUCCCAACAAUGCCAUCUACUGGACACAGUCUUUUGCUCGGCCCGACCAGCCAUUCCGAACUUGUGCAACUACACCUACGGUUAUGCGAGCGCUUCCUUAACGCAGGGCUUUCUCGCUACAGAAAAGAUCACCCUGACUUCUAACACAGGUCAGCCCGUUUCCAUACCGAAUAUUGUGUUUGGAUGCGGGCACAAUAAUACAGGAGGCUUCAACGAGAAUGAGAUGGGCUUAAUCGGGCUUGGGAAGGGGCCCAUCUCUUUCAUCUCGCAGAUGGGGUCCGCCUUCGGCGCCAGGAGGUUCUCCCAGUGUUUAGUCCCGUUCCACACUGACCCUAGCAUCUCGAGCAAAAUGAGCUUUGGGGUUGGGAGUGAGGUUAAGGGCCCCGGAGUGGUCUCAACUCCUAUGGUACAUUUGCAGGAUCCGACCUACUACUUCGCGACAUUAUAUGGCAUCAGCGUCGGUGACAAGUACCUUCCGUUCAACUCUUCUGGGACAGUCUCCAAAGGGAACAUGUUUUUGGACUCAGGGACGCCUCCUACGAUUGUCCCCACUGAUUUCUACAACCGAUUGGAGUCGGAAGUGAGGAGCCAAGUAAAGUUGACCCCAAUCGAUGACCCGCAGCUCAGGCCACAGCUCUGCUAUGGGAAUGAUAUUCAAGCUCAAGGGCCUAUUCUGACAGCACAUUUCGACCAGAAUGCAGACUUAAAAUUGACACAAAAGAGCAUAUUCAUCGAGGCAAAGCCCGGGAUUUUUUGCUUCGCUAUGGUGCCAACCAAUAGCAGUGGCGGUAUAUACGGCAACUUUGUUCAGACGGAUUACUUGAUUGGGUUCGAUAUAGAUAAGAGUGUGAUCUCUUUCAAGCAGACUGUCAGCUUCGACGAACAGUCCAUCGAGUCGACCUGCGGAUGCUAUGCUCGGCCUCUUCGACAAAGUCCGUCAGCACACGAGGAUCCCACCGAGUCUUCGCAAACCAAGACCAGCACACCUGCUAGGACAUUCCCCACUUCAGGCACAGCCACCAUGGUCGACCUCACCAACAACAUGAUUGAUCACCUUCGCCGGUAA
This is a messenger RNA of Punica granatum (pomegranate), 1506 nucleotides long. Lineage: Eukaryota; Viridiplantae; Streptophyta; Magnoliopsida; Myrtales; Lythraceae. The record is from RefSeq and is a predicted model, not a curated record.